UCAGCAAGUUAACUUGCGGUAUCUUAAUGUGGAUCUUGUUUAUAUCCCUCGACGGAUUCUUUACUAUAUUCCCUCGUCGAUAUCAUUGCUUUGGAAUCUGCAAAUAUUAACAAUUUAUGUACCAAAUCAAUCAAAAGUAAUUGCACCUUAUGGGAUUUGGGAGAUGGUACAGCUUAGGCACAUUGAGGUCGACAUGAUGUGUCUCAUUGAUCCUCUUCCUGUGGAUGAAGCAAAUCGCAUGGUUAUGAAAAAUCUAUACAUACUUUUGAAAGUGGAGAAUUUAAGGCUUAGUGAAGAGGUUUGCAAGAGAAUCCCCAAUGUGAGAGAACUAGAGUUAUCCUAUUGUGGUGAAGUAAGUUGGUAUUACUGUCCCCGCAAUCUUGUCUGCUUCCAUCAGCUGCAAAACCUAUUAUUGAAGUUCGAAGGCAAUUCCAAGUGGCGUGAGUUCGCUACGAGCCUCACUUUCCCAAGUUCUCUUCGGGUGCUGCGUUUAAGUGGUUGUGGUGUUGAUUGGGAAGAGUUAAAUAUGAUGGUUGGAUCGUUGCCCCAUCUUGAAAACCUUACAUUGCUACAAAAUUCAGUCAUUGGAUCUGUCUGGACCCCUGUUGAGGGAAAAUUCUGUCACUUGAAAGCCUUGUAUAUUUAUGGUUGUGGUGAUUUAGUUUGUUGGAAUGCUGACAAUUCCCAUUUUCCAGUUCUCGAACAACUUUAUCUAGAAGAUCUGUGUAAAUUGAUUGAGCUCCCUUCAGGCAUAGGAGAAAUAGCAACGCUCAAACAUAUUUAUUUGAGAUUUUGCAGCGCAUCUUCGAGCAUUUCUGCAAUGAGAACAUUGGUAGAGCAAGAGGAGCUUGGUAAUGAGAGCCUUCGACUUACUGUAAGUUUUCGGGGUAACAAGGAAGCAGUGGAGAGCUUCAAGAACGAGGUUCGAGGAGAGGGUCUCACCAGCAGUACUAAUAUCUCUCUGCAUUUCAUAAGUUCCAAAUAACUUCCAUUCAUCUCAAGCCGUGACUAGGACCCGUGCUCUUCAAACUGAAGCAAUAUUAUGAUAGCAAA
This is a messenger RNA of Salvia hispanica, 1053 nucleotides long. The record is from RefSeq and is a predicted model, not a curated record. NCBI's taxonomy places the organism in Eukaryota, Viridiplantae, Streptophyta, Magnoliopsida, Lamiales, Lamiaceae.